AUGGUAAUCCCGGGAACUUGUUUUCUCACUUUCUCUUCUUCAUUUCAUCCAUCGCUUCGUUCGCGUCUCCGCCAUCUCGUUUCCCGACGGUGUUUGAAGAAAUGUCACAAAGAAAAUAUGGAAUCUGUUGGUGAGGUAGUUGAUGAAAAUCAAAUGGAACCACUGUUAGUGCAUUUAUGUGCUUCUGUCAUCCUUGCACGUGAUUUUCCGUUUCAUCAUUUUGAGUUAGAAGCACUUAAGAAUCUCUACCAGUAUUUGAAUCCAAAUAUUCUUAUGCCUCCUAGAAAUGUUAUUGAGGCUUAUGUCUCGGAAUUGUACAUGAAAGAGAAACUCAAGCUUAAACACGAAUUGGCUACCAGUACUUGUAUUUUUUGCAAGUUUGGAAAGUCCAAUGUGUUCUAG
Messenger RNA from Vicia faba (fava bean), 402 nucleotides. NCBI's taxonomy places the organism in Eukaryota, Viridiplantae, Streptophyta, Magnoliopsida, Fabales, Fabaceae. The record is from the annotation of a GenBank genome assembly.